This is a messenger RNA of Cucurbita pepo subsp. pepo (vegetable marrow), 2076 nucleotides long. RefSeq names its product SPT2 chromatin protein. Gene Ontology annotation, molecular function: histone binding; DNA binding. Gene Ontology annotation, cellular component: nucleolus. NCBI's taxonomy places the organism in Eukaryota, Viridiplantae, Streptophyta, Magnoliopsida, Cucurbitales, Cucurbitaceae. Gene Ontology annotation, biological process: nucleosome assembly; transcription by RNA polymerase I. The record is from RefSeq and is a predicted model, not a curated record.
UAAACGGACCAACGAGGCCUCCGCAUACUCGACUCCCCCGGAUUCACAAUAUGAAUAGAUCACGACGCCCCCAGCGCACGUUAGUACUGCCCCCUUCACUUCUCGCCCCUUCUCCUUCCGCUCCCUAUUAUAUCUAUCUUACCCCCGCGAAACCCCCUUUUUUCCGUUCGCCAUUGGAAUUCGUCUACACAUCUCCACACUUCUCCUUUCCCCGCCUUGUUCUCCAUUCUUUUUGCUCGAUUUCGCCAAGGGUUCCAUCCGAUUCGAGGCUCUCUUGAUCUUUUUUAGCAUAGAUGGAACAUUCGAUGGAAGACUAUGAGGAUUAUGAUGAAUAUGAAGAUGAUGAUCUAAUUGAUGACGGGGAGGAGGAAUAUGAAGAGGUAGAGGACCCUAAGCCUACCAAGGAAGAAUUAGAAUACCUUGCACUAAGGCAACGGCUGAAAGAAAAAAUUAGAAAGCAGUCAAAAAAAGAUGGUGGAUCUCACUUGAGGUCUAGUUACAAGAAGCUUCCUUAUGACAAUUUUGGUUCAUUCUUUGGACCUUCUCAACCUGUCAUUUCUCAAAGAGUAAUUCAAGAAAGCAAAUCAUUAUUAGAAAACCAGCACUUGGCAUCUAGGGUUUCUGACCACGUUCAUGAUAAUAGGAAGAGUCCAGGUUCAAACAGUGUAGCUUCAAAGCCUAGGGUACCACCAAAAAUCAUAAAUGAGAAGAAAACGAAAGUUCAAACGUUGAAGGACACCAGAGACUACUCCUUUCUAUUUUCCGAGGAUGCAAAUGUUCCUGCUCCUGCAAAGGAGUCCUCAACAAGUGUUUUUGCUCCAAGUACUGAGGCACGUUCAGCUCAUGUUCCCAUUAAAAGUAAACAGCCUCAGGGUAAUCCUCGUCAGAAUCUUCAUGUCAGUCAAAAUGUUAAGAAAUCUGUUCCUAUGAAUGGCCAAAUGCAGUCCAAAAACAAGUCAGUAUCUUCUGGCAAUCCUAAUUUGUCAAUGAUGAAGGCUAAGAGACCAUUGGGUAAUAGCAACAAUGGGAAUGGCCCCGGGCGGCCAAUGGGUAAUAGCAACAACGGGAAUGGCCCCGGGCGGCCAAUGGGUAAUAGCAACAACGGGAAUGGUCCUGGUCGGCCAAUGGGUAAUGGCAGCAAUGGAAAUGGUCCUGGUCGACCUGUGGGUAAUGGCAACAAAGUGAAUGGUCCUGGUCGGCCUGUGGGCAAUAGCAACAAUGGGUAUGGUCCUGGUCGGCAAAUGGUGGCGCCAAAAGCCCCAUCUGCUCUCAUGCAGAAGAAACCUUCUCUACCAACUUCAAAGAGUCCUGUACCUGGUGUGCACAGACCAUUACCAGCCAAAAAGCUUGAAGAUAAGAGGAAUGAGAUGCGACCACCUUCUAAGGCCAAAAUAGCACCAAAUCGGCCAGUCUCAUCAUCGAGACCACAGAUGAGCAAACCACCGCCACAAAGACAGAUUUCAUCUCGUCCAGGUUUGAAUGAACAGCGACCCAAGAAAAGGCCUGCAAGACCAUAUUCUGAUGAGGAGGAUGACGAUGGUGGAGAAGCCAUCAGUCUAAUCAGAAAAAUGUUCGGAUAUAAUCCUGCAAGAUUUUCCGGAGAUGAUGAUGAUAGCGAUAUGGAGGCCAACUUUGAUGAUAUAAUGAUGGAGGAGAAAAGAAGUGCAAAAAUAGCUAGGAAGGAGGAUGAAGAGCAACUUCGUCUGAUCCAAGAAGAAGAAGAACGGGAGAGGCGUGCGAGAAUAAAAAGGCUUAAAAGAGCGAAGGCUUAAAAGAGCAAAGACCAGCAGUUAGUGAUUCUUUGGGAAACUUUAUAUGGGCACAUUUAAUAUUUUUGUUAGUUUGAUGAAUUCAUGGAAGAAGUCCCCCUUCGCUUCAAGUCUCCGAGUUGGUUGUAUUUUCAAUUCACUUAGCACAAAAAGCUGCUGCCAGCUUAAAUUAUGGGGAUUUCCUUUUUGUAGGUUCUCGAAAUUUAAUUUUUAACUUCGCCACAACAACAUUGAAGUCACACCCUGUAUUUACACCGAAGGCUCUAUGGCGACCCAAUUCACCUUCCAUUUCUCAAUAAUAUUCUAC